Chaetomium fimeti is the source of this 537-nucleotide messenger RNA. RefSeq lists its product as uncharacterized. The transcript has 2 exons. Lineage: Eukaryota; Fungi; Ascomycota; Sordariomycetes; Sordariales; Chaetomiaceae. The coding region runs from base 1 to 537 and encodes 178 amino acids. The record is from RefSeq and is a predicted model, not a curated record.
AUGCGUAUCUCUGCGUUUCUUCUCACCUCCCUCCUCCCCAUCUGUCUUGGGGCGGCAACAUUUUCCCCGCAGACCCAGCCCGAUCCCUACGAAGCCAUCCACCAGAGGGAGUCGAUUCUUGCCGAAACUCUGGACACCAAGGACUGGGACCGGCUCGACGAGUCAAUGACACAAGACGUCGUCUACGACAGCAGGCCUCUGGGUCCGGCCUACGGCGGGCUCUCUGUCGGCCUCGAGGAAGUCAUCGAGAACACCAGGAACGCGUUCGGAGAUGCGUUGGUUGCACACCACGUCUCCAAUGCAAUCAUCAGACUGAACCAUGACGCAUCCAAGGCCAAUGUCACCACCUAUAUCGUCUGGUCUCGCUGGGAACCGAAUGCGCUCCACGAUGCGAAGAAGACGUUUCGGAUAUACGAGAGGUGUGACGACGAAUUUGUGGUAGAUGAGGGGAAGUGGAAAUUGAAGUACAGCCUGGUCACGAACCUGGCCCCCAAGGUCGAGAACCCUUACUUCAACAAUGGACAGGGUGUGUAUUAG